GAAAGUUACCACAUAACGGCACCCCAAGGUUACCACAUUCCAACGUCCGACAGGUUACCACAUAACGGCACCCCAAGAUUACCACGUACCGACGUCCGACAGGUUACCACAUAACGGCACCCCAAGGUUACCACAUACCAACGUCCGAAAGGUUGUCAUGAAGGAUUCAUUGACAUGUAUGCCAUUUUUACUCCUGCUUCUUGCAAGAAUCUCCUCAGCAUCCUUGUGGACUAUCAUGGUUUUAACUAGUGACGUCAAAGAAGCCGGUACUACAGCGCACGUGUUUGCUAACAUCAGCGGUACUAAACGGGAUAGAUAUUACAUCUCCCUUGGGAAAAACCAUCCCCAAGGAGGGAUACAGUACUUUACGGCCAACAUGGCGAUCGGGAUCCCAUACAGAUUAACAGUAUGGCACGAUAACACCGGAGUCGACCCGGAUUGGAGAUUAGAAAGGAUCGUCCUCAUCAAACACAGAAGUUGGCACCAAUUUAUGUUCGUGUGUAAACGCUGGUUAUCAACGAACAGCUCACUCGUACAGAUCUUACCGGCAUCAGGUCACCUGUACAUUCCCGGGACGCGUAAGGCCACGUUCCCCGUAUUUACCAACAACUGUAAGAUGAACAUAACUGUUGAUGAUACGAUGGGUAGGGCCACGGUGAAGGCCGGAACGGACACCAAGUCAGGACAGACGGACAGUUUCCUAAUAACCAUAGAGUCAGAACACGUGUUCAUGGGCAUCGACAAGUUCGUUAUCCGAGUGGCGCCACAGAAAACAGUUCCCGAAACGUGUGAACAUACCUCGUCUUGCCUGUGUUAUACAAGAAUUCAACAGAACCUGACAAAAGCGGAUGAAUUAAAUGAGUUAGUCGAGGCGCUGAAGAGGGAACUAACUGUCGACAAGAAGAAAACGUCAGUAAACCUCCGCCGAUACAUCAGUGCAGAGGACAGCCGUCCGUCGUCCAAGGCGAUCGGAUCAGUGGGCGCUAUACUGCUAGUCGUACCUGUGGCACUCGUCGUACUAAGUGAUCUUAUCAAUAUUUUUAAAACAAAGAAAAAAAGACCCUGGUUAAGAUAUUCUGCCGCCCCAAAAACAGACAACUCAUCUCGACAUGACCCGCCACCCGAAUAUACAGUGUCCAAGGAGAACGGCGACGCCUUCGCGGACGAGUGGAAUUACGCGUGUGGUUCAUCUAUCCAGACAAUGGAGGAGAGUCCGUCGUCCGCCCAGACAGACGAAAAAAAUACAUCUGCCUGGUCAAUACCAGUAACAACAAAUCGAGGUCGUCAGUUGCAAGCAUCGUCAGACGAAGCUAGAGACGGAUAAACGUCAAAAUACGGAAACAUAUGGCUCACGACUCAUGUCAGUAUAACCUGGUCAGACAAUCAGUAUAACCUUGUUAGACUGUCAGUAUAACCUGGUCAGACUGUCAGUAUAACCUAGUCAGACUGUCAGUAUAACCUGGUCAGACUGUCAGUAUAACCUGGUCAGACUGUCAGUAUAACCCGGUCAGACUGUCAGUAUAACCUGUAUAGGGCUGAAUGCAUUUCCUGUAUUAAGAGUGGCGUAUUGUGGGUUUGUACAGCUUCAAAACUGGUAACUGCAUACAACAUGUGUAAGUUACAAAAUAACUGUAUGACAACACAGUACUGGUUUCGACGUACAAGCUGAUUUGUAUGCUUAAACAACUUUGGGAACAGAGUAGUGAUUUCUAUAAAACUUUACAAACAGGCUGAUGCAUGAAAAGUUUAGCUAGUCAAAUAAAUAUUAACGAACAGCGUAUAGGUAAUGCUUAAAGAUUUCUGAAUGAAAGCUUAUAAACGAUCGUAAUGUUUGUGAAUGUGUUUUUCGGCUUUAUUCCGUGGACAGGAAUAUAUAUCAAUCAUGUGAUCUGAUGUUUUAAUCGUUGUACCCUUCAGGUAUGUUUAUAUCGGAUGCCUUGCUUCGUGUGCUAUGUGUGUAUGUGAUGUAUUGUUAGCUUAACAUGCUGGUGUAAAUAAACCACGUGUAAUCGUUGUCA
Molecule: messenger RNA, 2018 nt
Organism: Pecten maximus
Lineage: Eukaryota; Metazoa; Mollusca; Bivalvia; Pectinida; Pectinidae
Exons: 6
Coding region: 158-1324 (388 amino acids)
Molecular function (GO): protein binding
Source: RefSeq, a predicted model, not a curated record